AUGUCCGGCUCCUAUGAUUCACAAAUCAAUUCCAUUAGCCUAAGAAACGAGCCAUAUCAUCCGCCAAUUCCGCAUCGGCAAUCCCAGCAUUUCGUUCAGCCGCAACCAUAUGGAUAUCCAGGGCUCUCACAACCGACGCAGGGACCAUAUUGCCCUUAUCCACCGGGCUCUCCAGCACAGCAACCCUAUGCACCUUAUCCCCAACAUGCUGAGAUUUCAUCUCCAGUUUCGACCCAAGGUAGCCAGUAUACAGAAAGUAGUAGCCCGUACCAACCCUGGGACACUCCUCCUUCAAGCGUAAGCGGCUUCACCAGUGCGAAAAAAACGAACGAAACAAGAGGAAAUCGAUGGGCGAGCGGAGGAUACGAUGGUGAAGGAUACAACGGCGAAGGAUACAACGGCGAAGGGUACAGCUGA
Messenger RNA from Bipolaris oryzae ATCC 44560, 417 nucleotides. RefSeq lists its product as uncharacterized. Bases 1 to 417 code for a protein of 138 amino acids. Lineage: Eukaryota; Fungi; Ascomycota; Dothideomycetes; Pleosporales; Pleosporaceae. The record is from RefSeq and is a predicted model, not a curated record. The transcript has a single exon.